AUGCUCGCCGCAACACGGCGGUGGUUCAACCGCAAUCGAACGCCCCUCGCCGUCGGCGUCGGCAUCGUGGGCGCUGGCUAUGUCGCGACCCAAUAUGUCCUCUCGAAGCUCAGCGACGCGCGCGAGCGCAUGAGCAGCGACCGCAUCGCCAAGGAGAACCUGCGCCGCCGCUUCGAGCAGAACCAGGAGGACUGUACCUUCACGGUGCUCGCCCUGCUGCCGACCGCCACAUCCAACAUUCUCGAAGCCCUCGAUACCGAGAGGAUCACGUACGAGAUCCAGACGAUGAAGGGCCAGAAAGCUGGCGCCGUCACAAACGGAGGUCAGGCCGGCGCGCCGAGCAUCGCCGACACGACCCUGACCGAGGAUGACGCCAGGAGCAGCGUCGCACCCAGCAGCGCCCAGAGCGAGAGCGGCGUGCACGCGAGCCAGAUUGCCGUGCCACCGCCUGCGCCGCCCACACCAUCGACAGCAGCGACGCAGGAGGAGGGCGCCCAGGACGGAGGUGCCGCGGCCCCGGCCAUCUCGGCACAGCAGCCGCAGAAGCCCAGAAAGACGAAGCGGCAGCUCUGGGACGACCUGACCAUCAGCUCCAUCACGCGCUCCUUCACCCUUCUCUACACUCUCGCCCUCCUCACCAUGCUCACCCGCGUGCAGCUCAACCUCCUCGGCCGCCGCAGCUACCUCUCGAGCGUCGUGUCGCUGGCGGCCGGCGGCGCCGCCUCGGCGCCCAUCAGCCUCGAGAACAACGACGACGACAGCCCCGACCACGCGUACGGCAACGACUUUGAUACGAACCGCAAAUACCUCGCCUUCAGCUGGUGGCUCCUCAACCGCGGCUGGCGCGACCUCAGCGUCCGCGUCGAGGCCGCCGUGCGCCAGGUCUUUGGCCAGCUGAGCCCGCGCGACCUCCUCUCCUUUGAGCGCUUCGCCGAGCUGACCCUCGACGUGCGCAGGCUCGUCGAGGGCGACACGCGCGAGGCCCGCCGCGCCAACCCCGUCUGGCUGGCCUACCUGCUGCCCGACCGCGCCAGCGAGGACGACGUCAUCCGCGCGUCGGGCAUCCUCGACGAGGUCGAGGGCAGCACCGUGGACCUCGGCGCCCACGCCGCCGCCUCGGCCUCGGCUUCGCUGCGGAGGCUCCUCGACGAGACGUCCGAUCUCAUCGAGUCGCCGUCCUUCGUGCACGUGCUGACCGAGCUUCUCGACGCGGGCUUCUCCGAGCUCGUCGACCGCCGCGUCGCCACGACGGCGUUCGAGCUGCCGCCGCAGGGUGACGAGGAUUUGGCUGCCGCCGCCGCCGCCGCCGCCGCGCGUCCUUCGAUGGACGGCGUCCUCGUCGGCGGCGCGCCGCUGGGCACGAAGCUGCCGACAGAGGAGGACGGCCUGCGGUCGACGAGGGUCGUGCAGCUGCCGCGCAUCCUGUCGGUGCUGACGCGCCAGGCGCACCUCAUCGGCAACGGCAUGCCGAACGAGUACCUCCGGGAGAUGGAGCGGGUGCGCGACCUCGAGGGCUUCGCGGCCGUCGUCUACUCGAGCAACUGGGAGAACGAGGUCAUGCGGGACCAGAACCUCGCGGCGGGCGUGGCCGAGGCCAAGGACGGCGGCGACAGGCCGGCGGCGGGGUCGGGCGAAGAGAGCAUCGUGCUUGUCGAUCGCCAGCCGAGUCUCGAGGAUGCCUGGAGCAGGGCGCAGCAGAAGUGA
This is a messenger RNA of Verticillium nonalfalfae, 1704 nucleotides long. RefSeq names its product peroxin (gene PEX3). The transcript has 2 exons. NCBI's taxonomy places the organism in Eukaryota, Fungi, Ascomycota, Sordariomycetes, Glomerellales, Plectosphaerellaceae. Gene Ontology annotation, biological process: protein import into peroxisome membrane. Gene Ontology annotation, cellular component: peroxisomal membrane. The coding region runs from base 1 to 1704 and encodes 567 amino acids. Gene Ontology annotation, molecular function: protein-macromolecule adaptor activity. The record is from RefSeq and is a predicted model, not a curated record.